Molecule: messenger RNA, 741 nt
Organism: Doryrhamphus excisus (bluestripe pipefish)
Lineage: Eukaryota; Metazoa; Chordata; Actinopteri; Syngnathiformes; Syngnathidae
Gene: nkx2.2b
Product: NK2 homeobox 2b
Biological process (GO): cell differentiation; regulation of transcription by RNA polymerase II
Cellular component (GO): nucleus
Molecular function (GO): DNA-binding transcription factor activity, RNA polymerase II-specific; RNA polymerase II cis-regulatory region sequence-specific DNA binding
Source: RefSeq, a predicted model, not a curated record
AUGUCUUUAGCGAGCGGCACCAGGAGCGGCUUCUCAGUCAGGGACAUUCUGGACUUACCCGCCGCUUCCGGUUCGGACGACCCGGAGGAGGCCGACACCGACGAGACUCCCGCGAAGGCUCCUUUCGGACGAAACCGCGAACUGGACCACCUGCAGCUGUCAGUGCACGCGCGUCAGGAUGCGUCCGUGGACGCGCGGCGGGAGACGGCGAGCGGCGCGGCGGCGCGGCAGUCCGGCGGCAAGAAGCGGCGCGUCCUCUUCUCCAAAGCGCAGACGUCCGAGCUGGAGCGGUGGUUCCGGCAGCAGAGGUACCUGUCCGCCACCGAGAGGGAGCACCUGGCCGGCCUCAUCCAGCUGACCCCGAACCAGGUGAAGAUCUGGUUCCAGAACCACCGCUACAAGAUGAAGAGGGCCCGGGUCGAGCGCAGCCUGGAGGCGCUGCGGCUGCUGCAGGCGCGGAGGUUCGCCAUUCCGGUUCUGCUGCAGGACGGCAAGCGCGCCGAGCGGGUCAGAGGUCAGGACCUGCGUCUGAGCCUUCCUGUGUGCGCGUACGCGCACGUGCCGAACCCGGAGCAGGCCGGCCUGAGGCAGCUGACGCAGACCUGGACCGGCUGGACCUGGUGAAGCGGGGCCGGACCGGUCCGGGAUUUGACUCUUUCGAUGUUGAUGGACUUUCUGUGUUGACAAGAAGAAAAAACACGUGAGCAAAUCUUCAAAUUCAAGCACUUUUUUUUCUUUCGA